Aspergillus luchuensis is the source of this 1008-nucleotide messenger RNA. RefSeq names its product ER lumen protein-retaining receptor. Gene Ontology annotation, molecular function: ER lumen protein retrieval receptor activity. The coding region runs from base 1 to 1008 and encodes 335 amino acids. The record is from RefSeq and is a predicted model, not a curated record. The transcript is spliced from 3 exons. Gene Ontology annotation, cellular component: membrane; cis-Golgi network; endoplasmic reticulum. NCBI's taxonomy places the organism in Eukaryota, Fungi, Ascomycota, Eurotiomycetes, Eurotiales, Aspergillaceae. Gene Ontology annotation, biological process: protein retention in ER lumen; endoplasmic reticulum to Golgi vesicle-mediated transport.
AUGCUGAACCUCAAUAUCUUCCGGCUACUGGCCGAUCUCUCCCAUAUCUCCUCCAAAUGUGUCUUGAUAUGGGCUAUCCAUCGAAAUAAGAGUGCAGAAGGUGUCUCCCUUCUGACGCAGAUGCUCUAUGCUUUGGUGUUCGUGACUCGUUAUCUCGACCUUUUCUCGAAGGCAGGAUGGAGGCACUUCUAUCUCGUAUUCUUCAAGCUAUUCUACAUAAUCUCUUCAUUCUACGUUAUAUACCUGAUGAUGAGAGUAUUUCCCCGGACACGGGAAAGGGAGCGAGCGUGGAAGAUGGCUAUAAUAUCGGUCGCCCUAUCUCUGGUUCUGGCACCCAUAUCCAUUGUCAUCUUUUAUCGUGGUUAUCCCGAUAGAUGGUUCACAGAGACUUGCUGGACCUUCUCGAUCAUCUUAGAGUCCGUCUGUGUUCUCCCUCAGUUGUUGCUCCUGCGCCAAACGACCGUUCCAACAGUCAUCGAUUCAUACUACCUGCUUAUGCUGGGAUCCUACCGCGCCUUCUAUAUUCUCAAUUGGCUUGUGCGGGGACUGGGCUCUGAGGGUCACUGGGACGUGAUUGCAGACCUCUACGGUGUCAUCCAGACGGCUUUCUACGUUGAUUUUGCCUGGGUUUACUAUACCCGCCAACGUGUGAAGCUCCGAAAUGGCGGUGUUGUUGACUCGGAAGAUUUCCGCCACAGCUGGCUAGUGAGCAAGAUCCUGAACUUCCGGCAGCGGAGGAGUGCAGAUGAGGAGCAAAAUCUAAAUGAGGAGGACGUGGAGGACGAGGAGGUCGCUGGUGGCGGUAGACCAAGGAACAACCGCUGGGGAGCGAGAGGGAUCUCCGUCUCGGCUGACGAUACGCUGGGAAACCAUCGUGGGACAGGCCAAGACGAGAGUCUAGAAGGGUUCUUAGAAGAUGAAGAAGACGACGAUGACAAUAACGGGUACCCUGUUAACGGGGGCGCUCAUCCGAAGCAGUCAACCGGGGUAACGGGCAGUCACGAAUGA